Cherax quadricarinatus is the source of this 2222-nucleotide messenger RNA. The record is from RefSeq and is a predicted model, not a curated record. NCBI's taxonomy places the organism in Eukaryota, Metazoa, Arthropoda, Malacostraca, Decapoda, Parastacidae.
CUAUUUUAAACUGUUUAUCUUCAUCCGGGAAGUUGAGCUGGAUAAAGUGUAACUGAGAGUCGCCCUUAACAACCCAACAACAACAACAAGUUUGAACUGCACAGGCAACAUCAGGUCCAGUUCCACUGACAACCGCAAGCAAAACCAUAACACCUCACUGUUUCAUCACUGACAACAUCACUCCAGACCCACUGUUGACCACUGACAACAAGCAACAUCACUCCAGACCCACUGUUGACCACUGAAGAAAUUCAAAUAUCGCUCACAGCUCAUUAAUAAUGGAUAACGACAAGCCAGAGGAGUGUACGGUGUGCUUUAAUAAUUAUGAUGAAGAACUACGACGACCACGAUCACUGCCGUGUGGCCAUACAUUCUGCUCAAAAUGUAUUGAAGAUACAAUAAAAAACUUUCAGCUCACCUGCCCCAGCUGCCGUGCUGAGCACAGUGCCACAGAUGCUACCCAGUUCCCAAUCAACUACACUGUGGAGGCUGUGAUAAAGAAACUCAGAAGUAUCCAGGUUACAUCAGUGGGAACAGUGUCAACAAAAUGUGGUCAAGAUCGCACAAGAAGCAUCAGCAAGAAGUUUCGGUCUUUGGUACAGGAACACAAGAGCAGUAUCAGUAACCUUAUAAGUGAGUGUGAAGAAGCACUGUCCCAGCUGGGCAAGUACCAGGGGCAGGUGAGGGACUGGAAGACCCAGCAUCACCAACUGCAGGACAGACUCUAUGAUCUGCUGGAGCAGAACAAGGCAGCAAUAGAGCUCCUGGAACAGGAGGAUACCAGUGUCCUGACUAUGACAACAGAAGGAGAGGCAAAAAAGAAGCAGCUGCAGACCAUGCUGGAGACCCUCAACACAGUCAACACUGCACAGGAGGUCUUCACAACCAUUGAUGAAGCUGAUCAGUACAAUGUGGAGGUUGAAGAUUGGAUCCAGAAGUGUCAGGAACUCUUCCCAGAUGUUAACACUGUCUACACCUCUGUAAAGGUACAGGAGACCAUUAAGAAGGCCCUGGACACCAUCACCACAGAGACAGGUGCCACAGCUGCCACUGUUCUCCAGGGAGACUCAGCCACCACCAUCAUGGAGAAAGUUAAGAUAAUUACUGGUGAAAUCCCUCCAGAGACAUUAACUAUUGAUCAUCUUCGUGGGAUGAGUAGGAGCGUCAAGAGGCUGGUGGAGGCUGGCCUGGUGUUUGGUGUCCAGCAAGACCAAGAUGACCUUUGCUACUCCAGGAUAACUUUACAAGAUGGUCAACUGUAUCUCCAUGUUCUCCAGCACCAACCACCACCCACCCACGCCUGCACUAUCCAGGUACUUUAUUACACUACCACUCUUACUGUACCAUCACACUCUCCAGGUACUUUAUUACACUACCACUCUUACUGUACCACCACACUCUUUAGGUACUUUAUUACACUACCACUCUUACUGUACCACCACACUCUCCAGAUACUUUAUUACACUACCACUCUUACUGUACCACUACACUCUCCAGGUACUUUAUUACACUACCACUCUUACUGUACCACCACACUCUCCAGGCACUUUAUUACACUACCACUCUUACUGUACCACCACACUCUCCAUGUACUUUAUUAACUAACACUUAAUGUACCAUCACACUCUCCAGAUACUUUAUUACACUACCACUCUUACUGUACCACUACACUCUCCAGAUAAUUUAUUACACUACCACUCUUACUGUACCAUCACACUCUCCAGGUACUUUAUUUCACUACCACUCUUACUGAACCACCACACUCUCCAGGUACUUUAUUAGAAUACCACUCUUACUGUACCACCACACUCUCCAGGUACAUUAUUACAAUACCACUCUUGCUGUACCACCACACUCUCCACACUAUUGUACCAGCACCUACCCCACUUAAACCUACACUCUCCACUACUGUACCAGCAUGUACCCACCUACACCCACACUCUCCACACUAUUGUACCAGCACCUAUCUAUAACUACACUCUCCACUAUGGUACCAGCACCUUCCCACCUACACCCACACUCUCCACACACUACCGUACCAGCAUCUACCCACCUACACCUACACUCUCCACUACUGUGGAGUCAGGAAUUGCAGGAAGAACUAAAAACCAUAAAUGAAAUUGAAAGAAACCCAAAGUAUUUCUUCUCUUAUGCCAAAUCCAAGUGGAGAACAACAUCCAGUAUUGGGCCCCUACUUAACCAAGAUGGGUUCUACACAGAUG